Molecule: messenger RNA, 1782 nt
Organism: Terrapene triunguis (Three-toed box turtle)
Lineage: Eukaryota; Metazoa; Chordata; Testudines; Emydidae
Gene: FSIP1
Product: fibrous sheath interacting protein 1
Exons: 11
Coding region: 1-1782 (593 amino acids)
Source: RefSeq, a predicted model, not a curated record
AUGGAUAUUACAAGGGGAAACUUGGAUGAAAUUUCAAGGCCUGCAUCUAGCUCAAGAGCACAUCCUGUAAGCAGAGCUUUAAGUGCAUCUUUGGAGGUUCUAACACCAGACCCAUGCUUGUCAAAGGUUUCUUCACCAGUUGAUCGUAAAGAAAACAAUUCACGAAACAGCAGUGUAGAGGAAGACAAAGAUGAUGAUAGCGAGAAGCAUGAAAUGAAGAAAAUGAGAAUAUCGCCACAGACUUCUGAGGGGGAAAUUAACUGCAUUUUCCAGCAGCAGAUACAAAAUGCUAAUGAGCGUCCAGCAAAUUCUACCAAUCUAGAAAAUACUGAAGAGAAAGAUAUAGAUCCUCGGAUUCAAGAAGCGAUAAAGAAGAUGAAUAAAUUGGACAAGAUACUGGCAAAGAAACAAUCUAGAGAAAGAGAAAUUAAAAAACAAGGCAGAGAAGUGAGGGCAAAACUUUGGGAAGAACUUCAGUCUGUAACCUCACUAAGUGCUUCAGGAACUCAAGAGGAGAUCGAAAAUACAAACAAAUUUUUAGCUUUGACCUCCUCAUUGCAGGAGACCAUUGAUCCUUCCCAUUCUGAAGAAGAUGAAAUAUUUAUUUCAGUAUUUCACACACAAAUUAAUUCAGAAGAUUACGACCGCAAUGAAAAGCAAGCUGUACAGGACCAUCUAAAUGAAAUCGAAACAAGUGGCUCACUGAAAAUAACAGGAAAAACACAUCAUAAAAGUGACACCAGAAAUAAAAAUACUCAAGAUUUUAUUAAAAAGAACAUCGAGCUGGCAAAGGAUUCAGGGAGCCAACUGGUUAUGCUACCGGAAGAGAAGAAAAGAUUGGUUGAACUGUUGAAAGAUAUAGAAGACAAUGGCAGUGAACUUCAAGGCAUUGAGGAAGAUGUGUCUGGUUGGCUAAUACCAGGAGAAGGGUACACACCUGAACCAAUGGAAUAUCAUCACCUAAAUGAAAUAGAUGCUAAACUCCAAGUAGUACUCUCUAAUGGAGAUUUCUCUGCAAGUCACAGCUCCUGCUCAAAAGUCCCAAGCCAAAUUUAUCAGGCAUCUCUGGCUUAUGCAAAUAGAAGUUUGGAAGCAGUUCCAGGUGAGAAGGCCCUGCGAGACACACAUGAGCAACGUGAGGAACAAAACCGACUUAAAGAGAUUAAUCAACAGCUGAAAAAUCUGGAGGGAAAUCUUCCUGAAGAACUACCUUGUCUCUCUGAAGGGCAGCUUGUGACUCUUCUGGAAGAAUGUAUGCAGUUCCCAAGAACAAUAAGCAAUGUUACUGACUCAGAAUUACAGGAAUCUCUUUCUGAUGGAAUAAGUCCCUCUUGUUACGCAACUCAAGACUCCACCCUGCUCUCCAGGUCUACUCUAUCCAAACUGUUAGAUGAAGCCCGUAGUGUGGUGAAGUUAACAGCUCAGGAGAGGGCAGGUAUUGAAGAUAAAAGUAUAUGUGAAAGUGCAGAGAGUGAAACCUGUGGCUACUAUCUCAGUAAAGCUUUGGCCAUUAGUCAUUCAUCAAAUCAUGAUUCUGUGGCCCAAAUAGAAGAACCUGAUGACCUAGAAAGUUCACAGGAGAUGGAGAAUAAGAAUAAUACUGAAGGUUACUUUAUGUCAAGAGCACUCAGCGCAAAAAGAUUGAAAAAACCCUCUUUCUUGGAUGAACUAUUUUAUUGCAUCAGCAUGAACAAUGAGCUAUCCACAGAAGCUGACAUUCCCAGCAUACCAUUGCAGACCAGAGGAGAUGAUCUGAAGAUUGAAGAUGUGGCAGCAGAGUAA